This is a messenger RNA of Vicugna pacos (alpaca), 1370 nucleotides long. The record is from RefSeq and is a predicted model, not a curated record. NCBI's taxonomy places the organism in Eukaryota, Metazoa, Chordata, Mammalia, Artiodactyla, Camelidae.
CCUACCGAACUAAGGAAUUCAGAUGUUUUAAUAAGCUCCAGGGACCCACUGAAGGCUUUUGAUAAGAGCAACUAUGGGAACUGACCUUUGUUUUAGUAAGAUCUCUCUGGAAAUGGAAGUGGAGAGGCCAUACAGGAGGCUGUGGCAGAGUCCAGGUGAUGGACAGUGCUGAGAGAGGGACAGCGGCCACAUAGGGAUGCCAGUGUCCCACUCCACUCUGACCCUCAUGGACCAGCCUGACAGUGACCUCAUAAUCACCCGCUAGACCUCCUACCCUUUUAAAGUCAGAAUCCCAUCUGUGGUCUAAUACUGCCAAAAUAUGUUCACAUUCAUGUUCAUCACAUGAGGAAAACGUCCUACCAUCUGAGUCACCCAGGCCAGCAAGCAGAGGCAGAGGGUUCGACAAAGUGAGAGUGUGCCACCUUCCCGCCCAAGUCACGACCAAGGCUCCAUGAUGACAGAGAAGCCAGAGGACCUGAAGGACUCGCUGCCUACAGAGAGGAAGCACGUGUGGAGGUCGGCUGAGGAGAGGCGGAUGUCGGACCUCAUGCGGGUGUUGGAGUGGCUGGAGCGGAGGCAGAGGAAGAAGGCGCAAUCUCUCCAGAAGAACAAAUCUAAGGGGGUGACAUUCUCUGAAGCACCUAGGAAGGAAGAAAAGAAAGCCCAAAACGUCCAGAAACUGCAGGGACAGAAUCACCAGGCGCCACUCUCUGAGCAGGUCCCCUUUCAGGUCUCGGGGCAAAACGCCAAGGAUGAGGAGACCUCUGCCCUGUACAGAAGGCUCUACAGAGUGGAAGCAAAGGGAAAACGCCUCAGCAUGGCCCUGGGCAACUACCCCAAGGACAUGCCUAGGAAAUCUGACGUAGACAUCAAGGAUGUAAUCACUCAAGAGUCCACUCAGCGCUCAAUGCCCUACCAUCGACAAAGCAUCACUGAACCCACGUUACAGGAUGCCAUCUUCCCCCAAAGAAGGGCCACCCUCUUCAGAGACUGGGUGGGCAAGAUGUCUGACAUCUCUUACGAGCGUAAGCUGAAGAGCCUCAUGGAGAAGGGUGUGGAGCCCAAGGUGGAGAUGGUGAGGAUGCUGAAGCCAGAGGAGGUGCUGAGCUGCCGAUACCUGAGAUUAUCCAAGAACAACAUUCGGACCUUGCUCAAGCUGUGCAAGGAUGCAGGAAUGAACGUGGACAUCCAUCCCCACAUGGUCGAAGGAGAAAUAGACGCUAAAAAGGUGUUCAACCAAAACACCAGCGUAGCCCUCUAAAUAGCUCCUCUCCCUGGCCACCUUGAGCUGCCUCUGCCGCUGGACCCUCGGCCACCACAUGCCACCCUCUGGCACACCACACCUGGCCCUUCAGACCUGGUGCAUCCCC